Messenger RNA from Centropristis striata (black sea bass), 1469 nucleotides. RefSeq names its product zona pellucida glycoprotein 3c (gene zp3c). Gene Ontology annotation, cellular component: extracellular matrix. The coding region runs from base 43 to 1428 and encodes 461 amino acids. NCBI's taxonomy places the organism in Eukaryota, Metazoa, Chordata, Actinopteri, Perciformes, Serranidae. Gene Ontology annotation, molecular function: acrosin binding. The transcript has 8 exons. Gene Ontology annotation, biological process: positive regulation of acrosome reaction; egg coat formation; binding of sperm to zona pellucida. The record is from RefSeq and is a predicted model, not a curated record.
GUGAGGGGACCAGCUUCUGGGUUGUAGCUGCUGCAGAGAAAAAUGGAUCUGAUGCACUGUGGGCUUUUAUUAUUACUGCUGUUUUGUUCUGCCUGCAGUUAUCAGUUUAGACGUGGGUAUGGCCCAUUGGUUCGAGACCCUGAUCGGGAGUGGGACAGAGUGAAGAAGCUGAUAAGUGAAGAAAUGGCUGAGAACUUUGCACACGAAACCAAAUACUUGAAGAGCGCAACAAGUGGUUAUUCAGGACCUGCAGCAAAGAGAGUUCCAGAGUAUUUGGUUGUCACAUCUGCCAAGGACCAAAAAAAAGCUUUCAAGCCAGAAAAAGGUUCAAGACCUCUCCCUGCCGGGAUCACAGAAACUUUACUUCAAACUGCAGCACCGAAAACGGCAAAAGCGGCGCCAAAAGCAUCGCCACCCAGACCACAGCUGAUUGAAAUGCUGUGCCAUGUUGAUAGAAUAUAUUUACGAGUCAGGAGAGAGAUCUUUAAGACCACGGAGGCUUAUAAAUCCUUGAAGUUGGGUAACUGUCCUGUUAACCAAGGUACAAAAGUACACUACUACUUUCUGUACCUUAACACAGACUGUCAAUUCAAGGCAGAGAAUAAUGUGGAUUAUCGGCAGAUUGUCAAUUCGCUCCAAUACAAGCCAGCUGGUCCAGUUAUAAGAGAAAUGCCAUUUGACAUUCCUGUGAAGUGUAUAUAUCCCAGGUUCUUCCACUCCUUCCAAGUCGGCUUCUAUCCCAAACUACAGGGAGGCACAGUUUAUAAAGCACUCCAACCACAAACCGGCUUCAAACUUACUCCUCAAGAUGGUUCAGGAAAUGAAAUCACUGGUUCUAAAACCUACACUUUGGGCCAGCCGAUGUACUUUGAGGCCAAGCGCUCUGACACCAGUACAGCAGCUGCAGAUCAGAGGAUCUACAUCAACAAGUGCUACAUGACAGCCACCCAAGACCCCAACUCAAGUACUAAACAUGUAGUCAUUGACAACAGAGGCUGUAUGGUUGAUAGCAAGGUGACUUCACAGUCUAAAUACAUCGCUGGAACCUCGAAGCUCGCCCUCAAGUUCAGUGUCGGUUCAAUGAUCUUCCAGGGCUCCAGUUCAUCUACAUCACAGCAACUCUACAUGCACUGUGAUAUCUCUCUGGGCAGCUCGACUGCAACUGAAAGUGCAAAGGCUUGCCAUUAUGAUUCAACUGCCAAAAUGUGGAAGGAACUGUACGGUAAUGAUGCUGUGUGCAGCUGCUGUGACUCAACCUGUGCCUCUGCAAAAUCUAAAGCCUCAAAGAUGACCUCAAGUCACUCUUUGCAUGUUGACUUGAGCCACAAGGCUGAACCUCAGAAGAAAUCCUUUGAGAUGUUCAGCUGGGAGGACCCUGACUCAGCAGAGCAUCUAGACUUCCUCAAGUACUGGGACCCCGAGGAGUGAAAGUGGUGCAAAGUUUUUAAAUAAACCAUUUGUCUCUGGUA